Molecule: messenger RNA, 651 nt
Organism: Capsella rubella
Lineage: Eukaryota; Viridiplantae; Streptophyta; Magnoliopsida; Brassicales; Brassicaceae
Exons: 1
Coding region: 114-467 (117 amino acids)
Source: RefSeq, a predicted model, not a curated record
CAAGCUUCAAGACUAUAAAGAAGGAAGUCAAAACUCAAAAGUCAAAAUUUAUAAACCAGCUAGUUCGGUAAAGAAGAAGGGUUUAGAGAGAGAUAGGUUUUGUUGGGUUGGCGAUGGUGUUUAACAGCUCGGCGAUGGUGACGGUGGCGAGCGUUUCCACGGACAAGUUGCAGCGGAUGAGGGGUGUUCCGUCGUCGGAGUUGAUGAAUACCCAACAGCUUAUGGAGGUUGCUUGUUGCCUCCCUCUUUGUCAUUUUGUUAUCUUCCUAUGGGAGUUUUUUUGUUUCCCCAUAUACGAUUCUGAUGAUGAUUAUAAUGAUUAUGGUUAUGGUGAUCAUGAUGAUGAUGAUGAUAUUGUUGAUGAUUACGAUGUGCUUGCUUUUGAUCAUAAUAAUAACGGUGAUUAUGAUCAUCAUGGGUCUUCUUCGGAUUUUGAUGAUAGUUACCAUUACUCGGACUCGAGUUAAUCAUAAUUAGACUAGAUGACUUCUGCUUUUUUUUUUAUUAUUAGUUUCUGAUUUUUUCGGUAUUGUACUUGUCUUAGCUAACUAGGUGUAUAAUCCUAAUUGUUCCAUAAUUUGGUAUUCUUUGGAUGCUGUAAAUUUAUUCUUGGAUAUUCAAUAACAAAAUCAGAUUAUAUGUUUAGAUUUU